AUGAACUACGAAACUGAACAAAUAGAAAAACUUCGCCAACGAAUUUAUUUAAAACAAAUACCAAGUAAAAUCAAUAAAAUUAUUGAUCAAUCUAUGGAUCAUAUUCAACCAAUGUUGCAAAAUUCUGCUCUUAAUAAAGAUCGACGUGCUGGUUUAAUAUCUUAUUAUUCUAAAACAAUAACACAAUAUAAAGUCAAUUUAAUGUCAUUAAAUUUAAAUACACCUGAACAAGUUAGACGUGAUCAUCUACAAACUUUAAUUAAUUUAGAAGAAAAAUCUCACAAUGUUGUCAUGAUACAUUAA
Didymodactylos carnosus is the source of this 303-nucleotide messenger RNA. Lineage: Eukaryota; Metazoa; Rotifera; Eurotatoria; Philodinida; Philodinidae. The record is from the annotation of a GenBank genome assembly.